CACUAGAAAUGAUUGAAGUUCUUUGGUUUCUGUUACAGAGGAGAUCAGACUGUUGUUGUAGUGGUCUGUCUUGAUAAUAAAUAAAAAAAGAGCCCAUGACAGCCAUUGAGUCUGGGUGUUUGUGAUUCUGUACAGGAACAAACUGAGAUCCCAUAACUGGUAGAUUUAAAACUGGCAACAAUUUUCAUAAAGGGGAAUUUUAUAAUUUCCAGAUUAUAAAGACGCAUUCUGCAGAGGUGGACGCCCUGCUGGUUCUACAACUGUGAUGAAUUAGCAAGCUGAGAAAAGAAUUAACCCAUCAAUAAAAUGACAAACUUGCUACAUUUCAAAGCAUCUGCAAGGGAGGGGACUGCAGUGCUGGACCGUCUUCCUGUAAAAACAGCAAAAACAGGAGCGGUGGGUGGACGGAGCACGGAAGUGUCAUGUGCGAAGAAUGUGUGGAAUGAGGGGAUGGCUGAAGAGCUGCUGUCAGGACAGCGUAUGAUCCCUGGCACCCUGGGGGAGGAGAGCUGCAUGGAAGGCUAUGAAGCCAUGUGCCUCUUGAGAUCUGCCAGAUGGAGCUGCUGAAGGUGUUGCCAUGGCGCCGUGCUUUCCUGGCAGUCAUCCUGAACCUGCUGGCUCUCAGCCUCUCCACCACCGCCUUGCUCGGCAGCUACUGGUGCACUGGGACCCAGAAAGUGCCCAAGCCUUUGUGUGGGAAGAGUAAAGCCACCAAGUGCAUUGGUGUCCCCAUGCCACCCGAUGCAGGUGCUAGCAAUGCUUCAUCCCAGGAUGUGGUGCACUACAGCUGGGAGACUGGGGAUGACCGCUUUGCCUUCAGAUACUUCCACACGGGGAUGUGGCUUUCCUGUGAAGAGAGCAUGGAAGGGCCAGAGGAGAAAUGCCGUAGCUUUAUUGAGCUUUCCCCACCAGCAGAGAGAGGAAUCCUGUGGCUGUCACUGGGGUCAGAGAUGCUGUACAUCAGCCUGCUGCUCAUCAGCUUCAUCCUCCUGAUGGUGGAAAUGCUGCAUACCGGCAAUCCUGUCUGUGGACUGAAGCUCAAUGCCUUUGCUGCUGUCUCCUCAGUGCUGUCAGGUCUCCUUGGGAUGGUGGCACACAUGAUGUACACUCAAGUCUUCCAAGCCACGGUUAAUCUGGGACCAGAAGACUGGAGACCACACUCAUGGGACUACGGCUGGGCUUUCUACAUGGCCUGGGCCUCCUUUACCUGCUGCAUGGCCUCUGCUGUCACCACUCUCAACACCUACACCAAGACAGUGCUGGAGUUCAAACGGAACCACACCAAGGGCUACGAAGCAAGCUUCAAGGAUCAGCCUCAGCACCAGCAGUACUUCAUACAACAGCAAAUAAGCAGCUACUACGAGCCCCGAGACAAGCCCCUCCAUUCGGUGUCUGAGGGAGUUGACUUCUACUCUGAGCUGCAGCAGAAAGUGCUACAGCGAGAACCAGAGCUGGAGCUGGAUGAGGUCUUGGGGCAGACGAUCGGGGAAGAUCGCUGUUAAGGAUCAGUGCACUGGGGCAGAGCAGUGGGGCUUGGGAGGCAAAGAGCUCUGAACCAAACACUAACAACACUGUUAGCAAGUUCUUGGGGAGCUCUUCCUUCCUCUAAUGUUCAGGGAGCGAGAAGCCAAGGUGGGCACUGGGACAGGGCAACAGCAGUGCCAACAGGAGCAGCGUGGGUCCUCUCUGACCACAACUUGAAGGGUGUCCUAAGCUGGGAAGGAUGAAAAUGGGGGUACAUGUUGUCUGUGCCAGCUGUACCCAAGCAUUGUCCGACAGAAUUGAGGCAGGUGUCCUAAUCCCGACAGUACUGCACUACAGAAUAGAUACAUUCAGUGCAAUCCAGCUGGCAAAUUGUAGUGGUGGGCCUCUUUGGGUGGUGUCGCAUUGCCAUUCCAGCAACCCCCCUUGGUUCAGUGCUGAGGAGUUGGGCAUGGGUGCCCAUACUGAUUUGCUGCAGUCCUCUCUGAACACUCUAUUCUUCAUUUCCAGGCCCAGUCACCUCUCCCCAUCCCCAGGUUACAAGUGCUGCUGAAGAAUGGGGGGUUGCUUUCAAAUACCUCUCUCUUUCUCUUUCCUAUCUGUAACGACUCCCAUAUACUCCCCCUCCUUGUUUUGCCCCCUCCAGCUCCCAUUCUGAGAUACUUUCCUGUCUGUCUCUUUCUAUUGUGCUUCCCCACAACCUUUAAGACUCUUGUCUGGACUUUUUCCUUUUUUGCUUGUUUCUUUACACCAGGCCCCUUUUCCCCUACUGUAAAAAUAAUACCAACAGGCUCCAUAUCAAGCAAACACGUAAUCCCUCAAAAGUGAAAUGGUGGUUCACAUGACACACUGAUGCUGUACACAGUAUUUAUUUGCUCCACUGCAGUUCACAGUUCAAAUACAUUUUCCCAACAA
Messenger RNA from Cygnus atratus (black swan), 2397 nucleotides. It is a transcript of the gene GSG1, whose product is annotated as germ cell associated 1. The record is from RefSeq and is a predicted model, not a curated record. Lineage: Eukaryota; Metazoa; Chordata; Aves; Anseriformes; Anatidae. The transcript is spliced from 8 exons. Gene Ontology annotation, cellular component: plasma membrane. The coding region runs from base 555 to 1502 and encodes 315 amino acids.